This is a messenger RNA of Porites lobata, 2447 nucleotides long. Lineage: Eukaryota; Metazoa; Cnidaria; Anthozoa; Scleractinia; Poritidae. The record is from the annotation of a GenBank genome assembly.
AUGGCGAACACGAGUGAUCUUGAUGGAGCUCUCAGUACUGUGUGUUCCAGGUUUACGAUUUCGUGUUUAAAUCCAUAUCAGAAAAAAGCAAUUUCUGAAUUUGUGAAGGGAAGAAGCGACAUAUUCGUCAAUUUGCCGACUGGCUAUGGCAAAUCUCUUGUUUAUCAAGCUUUACCUACGGUGUUCGAUAGCCUCACCGCUCGUUCAGGUCACAUAGUGGUGGUUGUGUCUCCUCUGGUAAAUUUAAUGAGAGAUCAAGUCCGAUCUUUGCGAAGUAUUGGCAUAUCUUCGGUUAGCCUUAGCGAUUUACAGGAAGGAGAGGCGGAAACAGUGGGAAAAGCAGCGUAUUCAGUUGUUUUUGGCACUCCAGAGUCGUGGUUGAAAGUUGAACGUUGGAGACAGGUUUUGUCAAGUCCCGUCUACUCGGAAAAGUUAUGUUGCGUUGCAGUAGACGAAGCACAUGUUAUAAAACAAUGGUAAGAAUGAAAAUGGAAUAAUUUCGUGUUUUUUAUUUGUCUAGUUACUGGAGUUUGAUAACACCUCAGUUUGAAAGUUUAUACUCUGCUAGUGAAGCCUACUUUUAGCUUAAACAAUUUACACAUUUUGAAAAUUCAUUUGUCUUAAGUAUACCUAGCAUGUAGUCCAAGCUGACACAAAUAAACAAGAUGUAUCCCGAUCAAUCGACCGUACUGUGCACAGUAUACCAUACAACAGAAAUAAUUCAAUACAUGAAAUAAAUGAUCACAAAUUAUCAAUAUAAACAGAAAAUAAUGACAUUAUUAUUAUUGUUAUUAUCAUUGUUAUGACUGAAUAUCAACUUCACCUGAUAGCCAGUGUUGAGAGAAAAUAUUUCAGGCUAAUAUCUUGUGUACAAACAUAGGUAAACAACCUGAUCAUUAUAUUUUACUAAGUAAAAUUAUUUUCAAAAAUGAGUUAUAAUAGCUCUGCACAAAAUAUUAAAGAGCCCGCCUGAAAAUGCCCGUGAGAGGGGCUAGUAAGUUGCAGGCUGCCAACAAUGUUAUUUUCCUGAUUUUCUUCUCAGGGGAACAACUACAAGUAACAAGAUGACAGCUUUCCGUUCAGUGUACGCAGACUUGCAUGAAAUAAGAACUCUUGCUCCAUCAGUAAAAAUGAUAGCUCUGACUGCAACAGCCACGGAGGAAACCAAAAAGACCAUCAUUGAUGUGCUGAGGUUGAGAAAUGUAUGUGAGGUUGCUGAUAGUCCAAACAAAGGCAACGUGACAUACGUUGUAACUUACAUGCCCAAUGAUAGUGAUGUACAGGACUACUUUAAUUGGAUUGUUGAAGAGGUAAAACAAGGAAAGAAAGAAAAAACAAUUGUAUAUUGUCAGACAAUAAAACAGUGCUCCUUUAUUUAUGCCACAGUUAAAUAUAUGCUCGGUCAUUGCAUGUAUGAGAAGGGUUCCAAAUGCCCUGUCUUGGAGAUGUUACACUCAUGCACACCAGAUGACAAUAAAGAAGCUGUGUUAGAAUCUUUUCGGAAAGAAGAUGGACCUAUCCUUCUUCUGGUUGCCACCAUUGCAUUUGGGAUGGGAGUUGAUUGUAAGGGGGUCCACAGAACCAUUCAUUUUGGUCCGUCAAAAAAUGUGGAGGCAUUUAUUCAGGAGACUGGUCGUGCGGGUUGUGAUGGCAAGGCAAGUUUCUCCUAUCUGCUAUACAAAGGAUUGAUGCUAAAUCAUGUUGAGAGGGACAUUAAGGAAUACCUCAAAACAAAAGAGUGCAGGAGGAAAACUCUUCUAAAACAUUUUGGCAGUGGUAAUUUUACAAUUUCUGGCCCCCUUCACACUUGCUGUGAUAACUGUGCCAAAAGGUGUGACUGUAGUAGUGAAGAGUGUUCCACCUACACUUUGUUUAUAAUUUCUGACAAGGAGAACAUUGACUCCUCAUUGCAAGAGAAAAGGAAAGUGAAAGACUCAGAAAAAAAACAACUGAAAGACUUAUUAACAAAGUACCACAAGUCCCUUGUCAUGGAACUAUUGAGAAAGUCAGCUUUUGGCCAUGUAAAGAGUUUAACCAAUUUGAGUAGUUUGUUGGGUUUUUCCGAACUGCAGAUUGAGCAAGUUGUCAUUAAUUGCGAAACACUUUUUUCUUUGGAGGAUGUCCUGAGAAGUAUUGAAAUCUGGGACAUGCGUCAUGCAAAAAAAAUUCUGGAUGUUCUCAGUGAUGUUUUUGGUGAUAUCGACUAUAGUGUUUUAAAUAUGCUACAUAAUACAGGGGUUGAAAGUGACGAUGAAUAUGAUGAUGAUGAAUUACUAGGAGAGUGGGCUGCACUUGCUGAAGAUGAGGAGCUCUUAAACAAGCUAACAAACAGUUUUUCUUUUUCUGAAAUGGACAGUACCUAUCAGGAUGCAGCACAGAAGUCGUUAGAUUGUUCUGAUGUAUCUCCAGUUGCUCUUGCAUCACUCAAGAAUGUAAAUGUAGGCUAG